CCGGCUCUUGUUAACCUCCUUGGCUGGUUGGCUCCGGCUUUUACCUCUACUGAAACACAAAAACCAGGAACUUUGUUUAAUAUUAAUAUUUUUUUAUUUAUUUGGAAGUUAAAUCUUUCUUAUAUAUGUAUUUGUCAGCAGUAAAAGCAAUAGACCCUGGUUUUCUAUGUUAGUUGUGUCUAAAGAAAUGCAACAUUAAUAUAACAAGGAAAGGUUUUACUGCACAUCUAAAAGCAACAAGAGUGAGUGUGAUCCCUAUGUAUGUAGUGGACCGCGCACACACAAGGAAGAGAAGACUGGCGGACACAUUAACUCACGACAAUAAAUUAUCCUCGUUCUACAAUGUCUUUUUGUGAAAUAAGAAAUGUUGUGGAACAUUUGAGAGUACUUUGUUUUCCAAGGAUGGUGUCACUGGAGAAUUUCUCAACACCCAACUUCCAACUUGUGAGUGAAAUUCUCCUGUGGCUGAUGACGACCGUGGACAGUGAUCACGACCACUCCACCGCCAUUGACUCUCAACAGGACCGUGUUUUUUUUAUCCGCUUGGCUGCUUUGUUUUUUUAUAAAAAAUUAGGAGUACAGUUGAACAUGGUGAGGCUGUAUGGUGCAGAUAAGCUGGCAGCACGAGAGUUACUGAAGAUCACAAACUGUCUCUACGAAGCUUCACAGGCAGCCAUACACCCCAGGAUAGACAGUGAAGAUCGACCUGAAAUCAGUGGUACUUCACCUGUUGUAUCAGUCAAGGAACUUCGUGAAGCUCGUCAGCUUGCAUCCAGCAUCAUCAUGGAUGCCGCCUCUCUCUGUGACUCCCUUCGGAAGGAAUGUGAUGAUAAGAUAAAGCGAACAGCAGCACUGGAUCAGGCAUUAGAUCUGGACUCCAUGGAGGCAUCAGUUGUGGCUGCUCUGCAUGCUCUGGCCUCCACUGUGACAGAAAUCAAGGAGGCCACUGAAUGCCUCGUAAGACAACAAGAAGAGGUUGUGGAGAAGAUGCACAAGAAGAACGACUCUUUAAUGAGGAACCAGAAGAGGUUGGAGGCCCUUAUGAAGAUUAAACCAGCCUGGCAAACAGAAUUUGAUCAAGAAGAGGCAGAGCUACGGACGAUGUGGGACGAGUACAUCACCAAACACAAGAACUUAGAGUACCUUGAACAGCAGCUAGACCAGCUGGAGAAGCAGCAGUGGCAGCGACUACAACAACAGCUGGAUACAGCAACUAGAAGGGGCACUGAGGCAGCCAUUAUUGGUAUAUCAGCACCAAGAGCAACUAAAUCCAAUGUCCAGGAAACCUUAGCAACAAGCUGCCGUGUGUUUGGUAGUAUGACGGGGGAAAAUUUAGGAUCAUCGGACGACUCGGACUCCAUAGACUCCAUCCUGGUUGAUUCAGGAAGUGAAGGUGACAGUUUAACUCUCAUGUCAGCAGCACCACAAGAAGCUUCUGUUGUAUCUGAAGGACCAUUAAAAGGAGCUCCAAUAUUGAAGACACAGCCGGUAGAUUCUCCAUCAAUGAGGCCAGCUUCUACAAGACCAUCACUUCCUCACUCUCCUUCAGCUCGACCCAAAUCCAGCCAAAUGGGUCCGAGGGAAAGUAGUUUAACAGCCUGGACGGGUGUAAGAGGCAGUGGACGAGUGUCUCCCUUGUCGGCUUCAGAAGAUAACAGUGAUGAUGCUUUUUAGAUCAUAGACUAAGGACAUUAAGCUUAUUUUUAUACAGUAGGUGUUUUCAUACAUGUUACCUGUUGGCCUCUCUGAUUAAUACUGUAGGUGUCUCUGUUUUCAUAUAUUUUACCUGUUGGCCUCUGAUUAACACUGUAGGUAUCUCUGUUUUCCUGUAUCUGUUAACCUCUGGUAUAUGCAGUACUGUAGGUGCCUUUCAAGUCUUACCAAAAGUACAAAAUAUGUGUAAAAAUAUUGUAGUAUACUAAAAAUGGAUCUUCCUUCUAAAACUCAAGAUGCCAAAUGUCUUGCAGGUGAUUGUUUUUUCUAUAACUAAAUUUUUUUGUUUAUCAUUAGAUUAAGCAAAAGGAGAACACAUAUAUUUUUUAAAUUAUGUAAUGUACAGUACGACUAGUCAUGGCUUGUCUGUACAUUGGUUUAAAAUAAAUAAAUCAAUAGUAAAUCUGACUCCCAGUAAGUAUAGACAUUAUUUGACUGCAAUACUUAAUGUCAGGCUGAGAGCUCUACAAGGUCUAAUAUGGAGAAAGUUUUAAGUUUAGUUGUGACACUUUAUAUCACCUUUACUCUCACCAUAUAAUUAAUACAUACCAUAAACUACCAUAAGAAUAUAUUGUGUUGAAAAUUAAUUAAGUUAAAUAAAACUUUUUGGAUUUCAUGAAGAUUGGGCGCCCUGCUUAUUUUACUUGAUAAUUGAAAGCCAAAAUGCUUACCUUGCCAAACCAAACUUAACGGACCCUUGAUAUAAUGGAGUUUCACCUCAAUAUACAGUAGUUCGUUAAAUAGAGGUUUCGUUGUACACCCCAUAAAAAAUUAUUCGUCAGCCGUGUCAUAUUGUAUCACGCCGUAAAGGUGCCGAAUAAUUUUUUAAUGUAUGAGUUGGAAAUGCCUGAGUAAUGCCUGAGUACUGACCCAAACUGUCAUACAGCACUAAGACAGGUUUGUGAUGAACAGUACGAGGAGCUAAAAUAUACCCUGAUACUCCUCCACAGAUCAAUUCAUGAAGUAAUUUUUCCAACAUUAUAAAUCGCACAGAAACGGUGAGGAAAACAGACUUUUAAACCAAACCAUUUAUUCUUUACUAUUAAUAAAUAUUUUUUUUUU
Molecule: messenger RNA, 2775 nt
Organism: Homarus americanus (American lobster)
Lineage: Eukaryota; Metazoa; Arthropoda; Malacostraca; Decapoda; Nephropidae
Product: clusterin-associated protein 1-like
Exons: 10
Coding region: 343-1674 (443 amino acids)
Biological process (GO): cilium assembly
Cellular component (GO): centrosome; cilium; intraciliary transport particle B
Source: RefSeq, a predicted model, not a curated record